AUGGGCAAAUACCGCUCCAAAAGCGGUUGUUCGACCUGCCGUCAACGUCGCGUCAAAUGCGACGAGGUCAAACCAGUCUGUGGAAAUUGCGCAAAGAAAAACCGCGACUGUCAAUGGGCGACGCCGCAGACCAAGUUUCAGGGCUAUCACCCAGACACAGGCUCGUCGAGUGCAACAGCGCAGACCGAAACAGAAGAGGUGGAUGCUGAUGGGGAUGAUGAGCAUGUGGCCUUAGCGCCCAGUCGACGUCAGAGAAGCCAGAGGACUGCUACUACCGGCCAAAACACCACCACACACGUGCGUCCUUCCGGCAGGGCUACCGAAGGUUUUCAGCAGCCGUCUACUUCCCCGUUCCUAUCGCAGGUGAAUUCACCUGCAAGCACGCAGGCCAGCGGAGGCGUUGCAGUGCCGGCAGCCUUUUCCACAGCAUUACCAAAGUAA
Messenger RNA from Didymosphaeria variabile, 441 nucleotides. RefSeq lists its product as uncharacterized. Gene Ontology annotation, molecular function: zinc ion binding; DNA-binding transcription factor activity, RNA polymerase II-specific; transcription cis-regulatory region binding. The coding region runs from base 1 to 441 and encodes 146 amino acids. The record is from RefSeq and is a predicted model, not a curated record. Gene Ontology annotation, cellular component: nucleus. The transcript has 3 exons. NCBI's taxonomy places the organism in Eukaryota, Fungi, Ascomycota, Dothideomycetes, Pleosporales, Didymosphaeriaceae. Gene Ontology annotation, biological process: positive regulation of transcription by RNA polymerase II.